AUGGACCAAGAUCCACAAUUAGCAGUUUCUCAAGAUCUUCAGCGUGCUCUGUUGACCGCGGAAUUCGUAUCAAAAAGUGGAAGUUCGAACCAGGAUCAAGGUGAAGAUGAAUUAUUCGAGUUAGACCCUCAAAUAUUUGAUAGAUGGGUUCCUCUUUUGCGCCAAACUAUUGACGAAGGCCAAUUGAAUACUGUAAUCGAUGAUCUGUAUGCCUCAAUUGAUGAUCACUUCGAAAAUCUUGAGACCCAAAUUCUACAGGAUUCUCAAAUAAACAACAACCUAGUAACUUCUAUUAACGAAAUUCAGAAAGUUCAGCAGAUUAUAGACGGAUCAUUACAAAAUGAUAUUAAGAAUUUACAAAGCCAAGUACGACACUCUACCUUGAACUUAGUUUCCAGGAAACAGAUACUGAUUGAUAACACCAAGACUUCCUCCAAGAUUACAGAAUCUUCGAUUCUCAUUCAAAAAGUUCUACAAAUUCUUGAGCUCUUUAACCGCUGCCGUGAACUAAUAGAAGAGAAGGAUUUCUUCAAAGCUUUACAAACAAUAGAAACAUUCGAAACUAUAUAUCUCCAGGAUUUCAAACAGUACAAUUUUGAAUUUCUUAAUCAAAUAUAUACAUCAAUCCCGAUGUUGAAAUCCCAAAUUAAAGACGAAUCAAUCAACCUAAUUAAGAAAUCGUUAAAUUACAACCUUGAGAAAACAUUCAGCGUUAUAGGUGAAAAAUACUACGAUGUAUAUGAGACUCAGAUUUUACAAGACUGGCUAAAGACCAAACAAUCCAUGAAAUUACACAACUAUAAAUUUAAUUCUCCUGUCGAAAUAUCAUUGCGUGACACUUCAAAACUUGAUUCUUUACAAUUACAAAACUUCUGUCAGCUUCAUGAAUUUCAUGACUCAAUAUUGAUUUUUCAAUCUUUGAAUGAAAUGGAUUUCUUUAUCGAUGAAUUUCGUAAAGAAUACGAGUUCAGGAAGUCAAAACUAAUUCACCCGUUAUUUCUGAAAGAUUUUUCGACGGUAUCUCAUUCAAACGGAAAGAUAGACGCUUUUGCUGAGAAACUAGACCUAAGUUUUUUUAAAGAGUACAUUCUUAAGAUUUUGGGUUUCCUUGUGUACGACAAAGAGUUGCAUAAGUCGACUGACUAUGUUCUCUCAAACAAUAAUAACCCUAACUCGACUGACAUAUUUUGGACGUCUAUCAUGAACAAGUUGUACCCAUAUUUGAUUACAAUGGUAAAAGAGAAAUUGACCACCGAGCAGUUGUUAACCGAAUUCAAAGAUUUCCUUGGCGUUCUUAUAGCAAUUCUAGAAAAUUUGAAACUAAAUGUAGAGUUACUUUACAAAGUACAAGUCGAAACAUUCAGUCAGUACUGCGAACUACUUGUAUUUUUAUUUCAGAAAGAAUUCACCAACUUGUUGCAAGAUGAUGACUUUAUGCCUUUGGCAAUUACUGACAAGGCAUUAUAUGAAAAAAUUUUGAAAAUAUGUUGGUUGGCAGAUCAGGGAUCAGACACAUCUAACACAACAAAUGACAACUUUUCUGCGACUUUUCCGUUCUCACCCCUGUAUCCAAUGACCUGUACUUUAGUGAAAAAAACAUACUCCAGUUUGCACUCCUUCAUUUCUAUUUUUUACAAACACGAUAUAUCACAUUUAAACCUGAUAGUGAUAAAAGCAAUCGACAACAUAUUCGAUAGAGUUGUCAACGAUAACAUAAAGAGUAAGUUAGAUACUACCUCCAGAGAAGAAAUUGCCCAAAUUUUGGUAAACUUGGAUUAUUUUGUGAUUGCUGCCAAAGAAUUCAGUUUGAUUUUGACAAGAGAGAAUCUAACAAAUAAUCCUGACGUAGAGAUCAGACUAUCUUCCAUCAAGAAGCUAAUUGAAACAAGAAAAGAAGCAGAAACUAAAUUGAUCACUUUGAUUGAUUCCAAGGUAAUAGAUCUCAUGGAAUUUAUUGAAUUUGAUUGGAAUUCAACUGAGGUACGAACCGAGCCUGAUAUGACAAUCGUUGAUAUUGCGCAGUUUUUAGAAAUGAUGUUUACAUCUACUUUGGCCAUCAUCCCGUACAAUAUCAAAAUGUUAUUGAUAUUCCGUGAAUUUGAUGUAAUAACCAGAAGGUUUUUGGAGAAACUACUAAACGAAACUCCAGACAGAAUUUCUCCUCAGAGUGUUCAGAAUUUCGAAACUGAUAUGUUGUACUUAGAGAAGACUAUCACCAAAAUAUUUCCGAACGAUGUUUCUAGUGUGCCAACAAGUCCGUCGAUACCUGCUACCCCAACGGAUGUACCAAGCACUGCCGGAAACAGAUCAUCAACUCAAGUUGAAAAUAAUAUAAAGUCGUUACUGUCGACUUUUACAGAUUUGAAGCAGCAUAUUGGACUCAUGAAAAUUAAUCACUGGGAUGAAUACAAGGAUAACGAUAUUAGAUUGAAAAAGUACUCAAGAGUCAAACCAGAAGUUGCACAAUCUCUUCUCUCGAAACUUCAACCACCUUCGUCAGAGCAAUCAAAUCUAGUAUCAGACGAAGGUUCUUCGGCUGAAAGUCGGGCUAAUAGUAGAUUUGCUAAAUUAUUCAGUAGAGGUUAA
This is a messenger RNA of Kluyveromyces lactis, 2586 nucleotides long. RefSeq names its product Rab GTPase-binding exocyst subunit SEC15 (gene SEC15). Gene Ontology annotation, biological process: exocytosis; intracellular protein transport; Golgi to plasma membrane transport. The record is from RefSeq and is a predicted model, not a curated record. Gene Ontology annotation, cellular component: membrane; exocyst. The transcript has a single exon. NCBI's taxonomy places the organism in Eukaryota, Fungi, Ascomycota, Saccharomycetes, Saccharomycetales, Saccharomycetaceae. Bases 1 to 2586 code for a protein of 861 amino acids.